GCCAUAUAGUACUAUAAAAGGUUCAUAAUCUAAAGCUACUCCCAGCUCCUCAUUCAUAUCACUUGAGCCAUGGAGGACUGCCUCUACUACGCCCUCUCCAUCACCUUCUGCCUUGCCCUGUCCUUCCUCUUCUCUUCCCUCCGGCCAUCAACCCGAAAGCCGAUCAUGCCUUCACUCCCGCCUGGCCCAACCAUACUAUCUCCUCUAGGCCCGCUCCUCUUGCUGGCAUGGACAAGCUUCAACAUCGAGCCGAUCAUCCGCGCCGCCCAGUACUGGUACGGCCCGGUCUUCACGCUCUACCUCCUCCCUUCUUCCCCGGUCAUCUUCAUCACAGACCGGGCGGUGGCGCGCCGCGUCCUGGUCCAAUCGGGCGCAUCAUUCGCUGACCGGCCGCCGACCAACCUUGCCACCGCGAUAUUCAAUGGCAACCAGCGCACCAUCACCACCGGAGGGUACGGCCCGCUCUGGCGCGUGCUCCGCCGCAACCUCACCGGUAGAGCCCUCCACCCGUCGAGCCUCCGCCGGUACGCCGCCGCUCGCGCAGACGCCGUCUCGGGCCUCACCGCCGGUAUCGCACGGCAGUCGCGCAGCGAGGGGGUUGUGGUUGUCCAGGAACUGCUACACCACGCCAUCUUCCACGUGUUCACCAGGAUGUGCUUCGGCGAGGGUCUCGGCGAUGGCGUCGUCGCGUCCGUCACCUCGCUGCAGAGGGAGUUCCUGUCGUCGGUGGUCGGAUUCCAGGUGCUCGGCGCGUGCCCGCCGGUCACCAGGCUCCUGUUCCGGCGCCGGUGGAAGCAGAUGCUGUCGUUGCGGCGACGGCAGGAGGAGCUGUUCAUCCCUCUGAUACGAGCGCGCAGGGCGCUGCGCGGCGCCGGCGGCGAGAACCUCGCAGCGGCGGACUGCUACGUGGACACCCUCCUAGACCUCCGUAUCCCCGAAGACGGCGGCGGCAGGAACCUGACGGAGGGCGAGAUGGUGAACCUGUGCUCGGAGUUCCUGUCCGGCGGCCCCGACUCGACGGCCACGGCGAUGCAGUGGACCAUGGCGAACCUCGUCGCGCGGCCGGAGGUCCAAGCGAAGCUCCGAGCCGAGAUCAAUGGUGUAGUAGCCAGCAGCAAGGGCGGGCGCGUCGACGACAUGCACCUGCCGGAGAUGCCGUACCUCCGGGCCGUGGUGCUGGAAGGGCUCCGCCGGCACCCGCCGGGACGCUUCAUGCUGCCGCACGCGGCGGCGGAGGAGGGCGGGGCGACGCUCGACGGCUUCAGCGUGCCGAGGCACACGCUGCUGAACUUCACGCUGGGCGGCAUGGCGAUGGACGGGGCGGUGUGGCGGGACCCGGAGCGCUUUCGGCCGGAGCGGUUCCUUCCCGGCGGUGAGGGGGAGGACGUGGACCUCACCGGCGUCAAGGAAAUCAAGAUGAUGCCGUUCGGCGCCGGGCGGAGGAUCUGCCCAGGGAUCGAGGUGUCGUUGCUGCACCUCGAGUACUUUGUGGCCAACCUGGUGGGGGCGUUCGAGUGGAGGGAGGUGCCCGGUGAGCCGGUGGACUUUGGCGAGAGGCUGGAGCUCACCAUGGUUAUGCGUCGACCACUCCGUGCCAUUGUCGUCCCAUGCCAUUAGUUCAAUCCCUGUCAUGUAAACAGUACUGCAUAUAAAGCUGCAUGUGGUGGCCUGAGUCAUGCCCUAGCUAGUACAAGGCAUGGCUGGAAUAAUCCAUGUCUGAGUUUGUUACGGCGACGAUGAGACAAGCUCGGAUAUUUGGAAUGGUGUAGUCUCCAUGUUUUGCAUAUCUAUGUAUAUGAAAAAUCUAUCAAUCCAUCAACGGAUCGAUAUACCCGCCGGAGGAUAUAGAGUUUAAGUGUAACGGAAA
Molecule: messenger RNA, 1867 nt
Organism: Setaria italica (foxtail millet)
Lineage: Eukaryota; Viridiplantae; Streptophyta; Magnoliopsida; Poales; Poaceae
Product: cytochrome P450 89A2
Exons: 1
Coding region: 70-1617 (515 amino acids)
Cellular component (GO): membrane
Molecular function (GO): oxidoreductase activity, acting on paired donors, with incorporation or reduction of molecular oxygen, NAD(P)H as one donor, and incorporation of one atom of oxygen; heme binding; iron ion binding
Source: RefSeq, a predicted model, not a curated record